Penicillium cataractarum is the source of this 1677-nucleotide messenger RNA. RefSeq names its product Zn(II)2Cys6 transcription factor. Bases 1 to 1677 code for a protein of 558 amino acids. The transcript is spliced from 3 exons. Gene Ontology annotation, molecular function: transcription cis-regulatory region binding; DNA-binding transcription factor activity, RNA polymerase II-specific; zinc ion binding. Gene Ontology annotation, biological process: positive regulation of transcription by RNA polymerase II. Gene Ontology annotation, cellular component: nucleus. NCBI's taxonomy places the organism in Eukaryota, Fungi, Ascomycota, Eurotiomycetes, Eurotiales, Aspergillaceae. The record is from RefSeq and is a predicted model, not a curated record.
AUGUCCGAAGCUCGGCAGAUACCUCGAAACCGACGAAAGACACGCAGUGGCUGUCUCCGUUGCAAGCAGAGAAAGAUCAAGUGUGAUGAGGCUUUGCCACAUUGUAACCAAUGCACGCGCAGGGCACUCGACUGCCCCGGAUACGAGCGACCACUUAAGUGGUCAUCUAAAUAUGAGACGUGGAACAGCGCUGAUGCUACCAAGGAGAGCUCGGCGAACGUCAUUAGCAGCGAGCGCGACCUCACAAAUAACGCAAAAGAACCCGAGAACAAUCUAUCAAAAACUUCGACAAAGCUCAGCUGUAUUAGGAGCCCAUCCUUAUCACAGAGAGGGCAUGUCUCUGAAUCAAACUAUCAAAGACAUACUACCGGGGGUGUUCCCAUGGAGGAUGACUUCACUCUGGACCCAGAUAAGCUUCUGGGGCCCCUGAUUUUCUCAAGGCCUAGCAUCGACGAGUUCUUUUACGAUACCAUCUCACAGAGCCAAGCCCUAGAUACGACCCUUUGGGAUGAUUUGCUGAUUCCGUCACCACAAAUCGCUGAAGACCAGAGUACACGGCUCUCCCGUCACUACUUUUCGAGUAUCUGCCGCAUCAAUUGUUGUUUCGACUCAUCCAAAAAUCCCUUUCGGGGCUGGCACAAUCCAUCCGUUCUGGGUAUCACACAUCUUCACGGGGCACGAGGACUUUACAAGAAAUGGCUCAUUAGAGCGAACAACUCGGUUGACACAGCUGCGGACCAACACAAACUAUCCCACGUCAAAACUUUCCUGAAUGGCACUAUGGCAUAUUGGGAGGCGAUGGCAUCGUUUGUAAUGGAUCAACCUGUACAAUCUAUUUCUUACCUGACGCCAAUCUGUGAUCAGACUGGGGCAAAGAAAAUCCAGUCCAAUCCUUGGACAGGCAUAUCGACACCUGUUUUCGUCUAUCUCGCUCAAGCAGGAGCACUUGGCAGACAGCGGUCUAUCAUCAGAAAAUUGAGCGUCUCAAAUUCCACCACCGGGGUUCAUGAAAAACUUCAUGAGGACCUCCUGGCCCAAGCAUGUGACGUUGAGACUGCCCUUCUGGGUUACAAGACCCCUUCAAUCGACAGGAUAGAAGACACGGGGGAUGCUCUUACUCCUGUGAGCCAUUUGCAGAAAAUGGCGCAAGUAUACAGGUUGACAGCUUUACUCGAAAUUUACCGAGUCUUCCCAGAGCUUUUGCAGAAGCCAUCUUCAGAUGAGGCUAACGUCUUCGACUCGAUCUCAUUCCAAUCGAGGACCAUCGCUCUCGCAAUUGGUAUUCUUACUAUCAUAUCAACUAUCCCCGAGACCUCAGGAGUGAACGCCUUGCUAUGUCUUCCCAUGAUUACUGCUGGCAGUGCAUUGCAACCCACGGAGGCAGAUCGACCAGAGCUCUCUCACGGGUCAACCCGGGGUAGUCUCUGCAGUGAGCUAAUGUCGAUAUUCAUUCAGAACGAUGCUCACGCGCGCUGGCGGGAAUUUGUACGAGAGAGAAUGAAUAUCAUUCACAAUUAUGUUGGCUUGGGUGGUGUUGCUCGAGCAUUGGAGGUUAUUGAGAAGACUUGGUUUAGGGCUGAUGUUCAAGUCUUUGCGAAUGAGCCAGACUCGGUAGGGGAAUUUGUUCAUUGGACAGAUGUGAUGGCUGAUGAACGGUUGGAGACUAUUUUUGGGUGA